AUGGAGGAGCGGGAGCGGGGGGCGAGGUCCGCUCGCGCCGGGAGCCCCGCGCGCCCGCCCAGCCCGCGGCUGGAUGUCAGCUCUGACAGCUUCGACCCACUGCUGGCCCUGUACGCGCCGCGCCUGCCGCCCAUCCCCUACCCCAACGCCCCCUGCUUCAACAACUUGGCUGAGUACGAGAGCUUCCUGAGGACCGGGGGCAGGGCCGGCGGGCGCGGGCGGGCACGGGGCGCGGCCGCGGGCUCGGGGGCCCCCGCCGGCGCCGGCCUCCCCGCCGUCCCCGCGGCCCCCGGGGCCCUGGGCAGGACCCGCCGCCGCCAGAAUGCCCCCGCCGCGGACCCCGAGCGCAUCCAGCGCCUCCGCCGCCUCAUGGUGGCCAAGGAGGAAGAGGAUGGGGCCGCCAGGGCGCCCCGGCGGGGUCGUGUUCGGACCCAGAAAGCGCCGCGCAACGUGCUCACACGAAUGCCCUUGCACGAGGGCAGCCCUCUGGGUGAGCUCCAUCGUUGUAUCCGGGAAGGGGUGAAGGUGAAUGUUCACAUCCGCACUUUCAAGGGACUUCGGGGCGUCUGUACAGGAUUCCUUGUCGCAUUUGACAAAUUCUGGAAUAUGGCACUUACUGACGUGGAUGAGACGUACCGAAAACCUGUUCUGGGCAAAGCGUACGAACGGGAUUCUUCACUGACUCUCACUAGGCUGUUUGAUCGGCUAAAACUUCAAGAUUCCUCCAAGAAGGAAGCAGAUUCGAAGUCUGCAGUUGAAGAUUCCACUCUGUCCAGAUACUCCCAGACAUCCACUUGGAAGGUGGCUUCGGUGUGGGGGAGAAGCGACACUGACCGGGGCUCGCGCAAGCAUUCCCGCUCCAUCCCUUCUUCCCUUCAGGCAUCGGGAAGGGAGGAAUCCAGGUCAGAGCUGUCAGGGAGGACUACACAGACAGAAGGGUCCAGUGCUGGAGGUACCUUUUCCAGGGCUGCCACCCUUUCCAAGGGCCAGUCCCGUAAGAAAAAGCGAAAACCCAAAGUGGAUUACCAGCAGGUAUUCACUCGCCACAUAAAUCAGAUUUUCAUUCGAGGUGAGAAUGUCCUUCUGGUCCACCUUGCGCAGUGACCAGCGAGCUCAGCCUCACUGGAGCUUUGGUUGGUAGAAAUAAAAUGCAUGCAGUGCUGCUAUGCUGUGUCCUAGUGUCCCACUGAGAUUCUGAGCUGGCACGAGUCCCUCUGGUCCUGCCUGUGCAGAGGACGAAGCCAGGCCCGGGCCCUCUGGGAGAUGAGCUCCUGUGAGGAGCCCUUUGGAGGGUGGGUAUUUGCGUUAACAUGAAGGCAGAAGCUGUGUGUCAGUACACGUAUCUGAUUUGGUUUCAUGGUAUAGUACCUCAGACACUCAAAGCAAACCAGAUAUAAGCUCUUCCAUUUAAAGUAGCGUUUAUGGUGUAAACUGAAUUCACUCCUCAGAGACUAUAGCAAAAAAAAAAAAAUUAUUUCUGAAUGCUAGUGCCCUGAGUACUCAUGAAUGUGAUUCUGAGAGUAGUUGUGUAAAUUGUGCUGAAGCCCUGCACUUGCGUCAUGUAACAGACUUUUGAAUUUUGCUCCACACCAUUCUCUUUUGAUUAAGAAAUAAAGUUUAUUGCCUUUGAGUGUCUGUAAGAUCUAGAAAAGCUCCCAACUUACGUAAGUUUGCAAUUUGGAUAGUGGUGUGCUCAAAGCAGCCAGCAAUGGGAUGCUCUGUUUUUAUCCCUCUCCUUGUGGAAAGGAACGCAGGACCUCCUCCCUUGCCCUUACCAGAGGUAGCCUCUGCAGAUGGCAUGCCAGAUGGGACAGUAAGAUGCUUGGAUGGUGGCUUCUUGUCCUGCUCUCUAACUUCUGUGGUGUGGUGCUAUUGCAUGUACCCUGUGGUAUCACCCUCUGUAUGUAGUGUGAGCUGUCCUGUGAGCUUCAUGGCAGAAGACUGUGACCCUUGUGUCUGGCUUCAAAGAGUGCUGCAUGAACUUAGUAAUACGCACACAUCACAUGGCUGAGAGUCCCCUUUCCAGGCGGGGCUGGCCCUGUGUAGAAUAUCUUUCAGAAUGGUUCUACCAUGAAACAAGGGUGGUAGUUUUAUUCCCUUGUAUCAGGCCAAAGAGGUUCUUACAAAGUACAGUGGAUGGUGUCUUAAAGGGACACUUUAUCCACAGCAUGGUUUGAGUAACAGGAACACCAUAGAAACCACUGAUGCUUCUACUUGAAUCAUGUUUUACUCUUUUUCAGUCAUCAGUGCACAAUAGGUGACAUCUUGACACAGACUGUUAGGCAGUAUUUAUUUUUGCUUUGUUAGUUUAUAUUUGAUUUCUAGUAACUUAUGUUCAAAGUGAGAUAACUAACUAGUUAAAAUGUAUGAAAGGAAAAAUUUCGCCUGCUGUAUUUGUUGUGUAACUUAGCUAAGCCUUCUGAGCAAAGCAGGGUGGGCAAAGGUUAGGAAGCUAGGAUGCCUAGUCCUUCUGCUAGCUGGGCACUGGCUUCUCAUACAAUGAAAGAUGAGCAAAGGUAACUCCUCUGUGCCUCGGUUUCCCCCAUCAGACACCUACCUCACUGGACUAUUGAGACAAAGAAUUUCAGAAAGGCAUUUAAAGUCUCUAAACAUGCUGGUGCCAUCAAUCAUUUUUACUGCUCUAUUUCAAAGCUUUCUAAGAAUUCUCUGUCUUACGAGCAAGGCAGGUGCUACAUAAGAAAGUGAUCUUUAUAGGUGUCCUUAGGACUAACUGUGAUCUUGUAACUAAUCAGAAGUCAGUGAUACCUUUAGGAACCAUUCCUGUAUUCCAUCUCUUUCUCCCAAGGGGCAGUGAAAGUUCUCAGGAGAAUAUCUUUAGUGAGAGGAGAGGAACAUUUCUUUGCUGCUCCUCCUACUUCCCAGCACCCAGCCUUUUCUGAUACUCAUCAGAAAGAAUUCCCCUGAACUUUUCUAGGGAGUUACAUGUUUAUAGGGAGUAUCAAAGGAAGAAUGAGCAUCUAAAAACAACACAUCCCCAAGAGGGAAUUUAUAGAAGGUUUUUUUUUUUCCUGUUUCUUUAUUUUUAAAUGCAUUUUAAAAUAUGCUCUUUAGAGCCAGAUCAGAUACACUAAAAGUUUAUUAUAGAAGUUCCAGGUUGCCAACAUAAGUGAGUGAUUUUUUUUUUUUUUAGAAUAUGCCAAUGUAAAAUCUCUUCUGGAUAUUGUGUCCAAAAUCUCAGUUCCCAGAUUAAUAGCUGUCUGCCUAUGCCUCUUUACCAGUCUCCCAUUUGGCCAUCCCCUGCCCUUUUGUGUCUCAGCUAGGAGUUGUAAUGAAUACUGUAUUUUCCCAAUAAUGUAGAAAUUUGGAAUCAAAGGUAAUAUAAUCAGUCUUCAUUGAUUUCAGUGCCUGAUUAAAUCUGACCUGACUCAUUUUAAACACAUGCCUGUUUUCAUGUUUGCAGAUAAUUUUUGUAUAUCCAUAUAAGGAAUGAUUUACUAACUUUCUGCCCAACUUGAUAGUUCUGACUGUGUGAAAACCAUUUUUAAAUUGUGUGUGAUUUGUCUCAUGUGCCCCUAUACUCCUAUUUGUUUGUUUGAUUUGGACAGUGAUUCUGGAAUCAAAAUUAUCUAGUGAAUGUGUUAUUUUGCAGAAAGCGUGAUAAUUACUUUUUAGACAAGUCAAUUUUAAAAAAUGAUUGGCUUUUACUUUAUUAUUGGAGGAAUUUUUUAAAAGGAAGAAAAAAAAUAGGUCCUAAUAAUGGAUGUGCUGCUCAAAAAAUAUGAUUAUCUGUAACUGUAGAAAGUUGCUACGGAAAUAGCCGAAGUAAAAAGUGAAGUAAUAGCCGAAUGGUAGAGCCCUGGAAGCCCCCAACCAACUCACCUGAGGGGAUCCUGAACAACCGAAAUGCAGCAAAGCCGGUUUCUAGUAUCCUCCAGGAAUUCGGGCUUGGGAAACUUGGUAAGAAUAGUACUUAUUUUUGAACCUCCAACUUUAGUUCCUCAGAGUAAUAUCUAGAUAUGAGGACAUUUUCAAGAAAAUUCACAGAACAUAUCUUUGCACUGUUGAGGUCAUCUCUGGAGUAUCCAGCUUUGUUAGACAAUAAAAAGUGAUUAAGCGAUGGAAGGUUUGGUUUCACACCCAGAGCAAUAUCACGUGCCAUUCUUUGUACUUAGGUGUAUCUCCUGUGCUACCAUUGGGAGUACUUGGAUUUUUAGGUUGUUUGUUCCAGCAGUUGGGAGGCAUUUAUGCUUCCUUUCGGGGACCGAAUUAUGACUAGAGGUGGAUCCCUUGUGAGAAGCUUAGAGUGAGCAGUGUUUCAGGCAUGUGGCUUUAGACCUAUCAGUACCCUGCUGUCUGUGCUAGUGCGUGGCAAGUUAGAAAGCCUAGAAACCAUCAGCAUUAAAGUCCUCAUGGUGAGGCAGUCCAGGAGCAUGCUUAGAGAUUAUCAGGUCAUGAGCUAUGAGCUACCCUUAAUCCUCAGAAGCCUUACAAAAAUCUAGGUGUACCACCUCCGCUACCCCUUGAAACAGUAGAAACUUAACGUGAUGUAGAAUAGAUAUUUGUGUUUCCAUUUGCACUAUUCCUGUAACAGCUGGUCUAAGCAAAAUCAUGAAAUAGAAUCCAUUCUGUAAAUUGUGUUUUUAAAUUUUACCUAAAUUUUGCCUUCAGGAAAAAAACUGGAAUUAUUCAAGGACAGCUAGCUGUCACUGGUGCUGCCCAAAGCUUUCCAAUCUUUUAUGUACUUUUUAUUUAAUGAAAUGAUUAGUGUGAGAGUAUUAUGGUACACAUAUAAUCGUUUUGCAGAUGUUUUAUUUUUCUUCUCCUAUGCCAGAUAGAGAAAGCAGUUGGCCCCCUUUCAGUAACUUAUGUUCAUCAGCCUGUGUUUUUCUGGGCAGUAACUCCAGAAGUCUUUGCUUAGUGGUUGUAAAGGAAGAAAAUCUUACCUGGGUCUGUGUUGCAAAGUUGUGUGGUCUGUCAUUUCUUUCUGGCAAAUUGAGUUGAUGGAUUUAAGAUAAGCCUUUGGGAUUCCUGUCACAGUUUCCUGGCAUCUGCGGAAGGAUUGGGCCUCUUUUCCUGUUGGUGUUUAAGUAUUUUUCAAAUGUUUGUAAGUUCUCUUGCACUCCUCUAAUAAAAAUGAAAGCUUUCUGUCAAGAAAUGGCAUUGGAUGGUUCUGGGGAGCUAGGGAAAGAAAAGUAAGUGCACCCGAGAGCUUCAGUUGGUCUUUAUUUAUUUAGAAUAAAAAGUAGUUUAAUAAGCUGCCAGAGUUAGUGCUUCUUUAAUAACACCCUCUCUGAAAAGACAGGAAUUGUCCCUCAGGAAAGGUAUAAAAGCUAUUCCCAAUACAUUGCAAUCGCUUUUGAUUUUUAGUCCUUUGGAGCAAAUGUCUGAUGUUAUGUCUGAUGUUAUUUUUUUAGAGUCAUGAAAAAAUAUUGGAAAACCUUUAAAGAGUAUUAUUUAAACUACUAUUAUCUGGCUGAAGUAUGUGUGAACUAGGUUUUAGGGCCUUUGUCCUCUUCUUUUCCUGUAGUCCUGAGCUGACAUUUAAGCAGAGGGUAAAUGAUGCCCUGGAAAGUGAUUUGCUUGUUAUCCGGGCAUCUGUUUGCAACCCUAGGGAUACCCAUCUGCAUCGUGACUUCUUAAUGUUUUUUAGAAAGGCUAAACUUGGAUGACUCGCUGUAUUUAUAGUUUUACUAUUCAGAUACGAGCUGCUAAUAGAAAACCCAUGACUUGUAAUCUUGUCUUUAAAUUACUGCUAAUUGUUAAGUUCACCUAAACAUUUCCUGUUUGAGGGGAGGAUUGCUGCUAGUCUCGUCAGUUCGCAAUGGUCUGCUUUAGAUAUGUGUCACAUGGGAGUCUGGAAACUGUAAUAAAUAAAUAUCAUUGUAUUCACGUACUGGCUGCUUUGU
This is a messenger RNA of Loxodonta africana (African savanna elephant), 5867 nucleotides long. It is a transcript of the gene LSM11, whose product is annotated as LSM11, U7 small nuclear RNA associated. Bases 1 to 1104 code for a protein of 367 amino acids. Gene Ontology annotation, cellular component: U7 snRNP. Gene Ontology annotation, biological process: mRNA 3'-end processing by stem-loop binding and cleavage. The record is from RefSeq and is a predicted model, not a curated record. The transcript is spliced from 4 exons. Gene Ontology annotation, molecular function: U7 snRNA binding. Lineage: Eukaryota; Metazoa; Chordata; Mammalia; Proboscidea; Elephantidae.